Molecule: messenger RNA, 9032 nt
Organism: Oncorhynchus nerka (sockeye salmon)
Lineage: Eukaryota; Metazoa; Chordata; Actinopteri; Salmoniformes; Salmonidae
Product: anion exchange protein 2-like
Exons: 18
Coding region: 1912-4887 (991 amino acids)
Biological process (GO): bicarbonate transport; regulation of intracellular pH; transmembrane transport
Cellular component (GO): apical plasma membrane; basolateral plasma membrane; plasma membrane
Molecular function (GO): solute:inorganic anion antiporter activity; monoatomic anion transmembrane transporter activity
Source: RefSeq, a predicted model, not a curated record
AGGAAUAUUGCCAACCUCGGUCACUUCAUGUUCAGCUUUUGUUCUCACUGAAGCAAUGUUUUAGUGCUUACUGUAAUUCCGCAGUUGUUUGUAUAAUUUAAUUCAGAGCCAAGACGACAUGCGGGUUCUCUCUUUAUUUAGACAGCAUGUUAUAUUUAAAGUUCUUGUACUUGUACAUUUUUAAGGGCUGUUUUGUCAUUUAGGAGAUUUAUUUAGAACCCCGGUACUCUGAACUAACCUCUCCCUGACCUAAGAAUCUAAACUCUCCCUGACCUUCGUGUUCACUCAGACUACUGUGCCAGAUUAACUUUUAAAGAUGUAUUUUUACAUUUUACUUCUUCAAAGUGCUUAAUAUCUUGCUCUUUGUGUAUUUGCGCCUGUUUGUGUGUGUGCUUGUGUGAAGAGAAGAGUCUAUGGCUCCACUGAAGGUCAGAAUGCCCUAAACAGAGAGAAAGAAGGGAACACACUGGGGUACAUUAAUGUCCUGUGACGUCCCUAGCUCCAGUGGCAACCGGGGUGAUUUACGUCAGGGGGUCGACCCCUCAGCGGACAGCGGCAGCUUAUCAGAGAGUGUGGCGGACACUGACAAAAUAGGAGCGACGUCCUCUAAUUAAAUUAGCCUGUUCCCGCUCUAAGCUGAGGCCCCUGGAUCCAGGCCCGAGUCAACCCGGUGGCUAAUUGAGAAAGCUGCCCCUCUGGUUCACAACCCCUGAGUCAUAAGUGCCAAUAAAACAAUGUGGAAGCGCUAAAGUCGUCUGGGGGGAAAAACAUGAGAGAAGCUGAAUUGCAUGGAGAUGAUUUGAUGUGGGUCCAGUGCCAACAUCGGGCUACGUGACAUAGAGGGUGUGGCCUUUGUCAGGGUCCCUGACCGCAUCAGGAGUCUCCUCGGGUGGAUCCUCUUUUAUCUGCUUCCCAGCACUGCAAAGCAGCCUGGGAAAGUGCCUCUGCGGCUGGCCGCUGCUCAACGAUCGGAAUUAUUAGAUCACUGUCUCAUUCCUCUUUUGUUCAACCCUCCUGUUAGCACCUCUGCUAGUUAAUGCGCUUGGACACUUUCUACCCUAACCAGGUCAGGUGGGGGUCAAGGAAUGCUUUUUUCCCCUAACUCCAUUCCUGGACACGCAAAGACUUGUGCUUGAGAUUGGAGAGGUCACGGUUCCUCAUUCCCAUGCCAGCACUAUGCCCACCACCAAGCGCCUCUCCUUCAAGAGUGCCAGCCUUGCCUGGGCCAAGUCUCACUCCAGGACUUCCCAGACAACCACACACGCGCAACUGGAGUCCGGCACAUUAUGAAGCCUCUAAGGCGGACGAACGGUUCCAGUAGACAUAGCCCCAAGGUCUGACAAGGUACAGCGACACCUUACAGUGAAACCCAGAUAAUGAACAAGAGGCUCAAAUGACAGAAGAUGAUACUUCGUUCCUCUCCAGUUUCACUCGCAGAGUUUUCGAAGGACGUACAGGACAACUUGUUCUUCAGGAGAAAUGCUGUCAUUUUUAUACACCCUCAGUUUUAGGUGAUGAAUUGAUGAAGGUGCUCAACGACCAGGGUGUUUCUCAAACGGGGAAGGAGCCCACUGACAAAGGUAAGGUUGGUUCCUACCUCUGAGAGGAUCAUCCACACCCGUUGCCGCAUUCCCUCUGAGAUGUAUCCAACCAGCUCACUUUCAUCCAGCCUUAUUAUCUAAACUGUCCUUGGUUUGCGGCCAGCCUGGUAACCCAACUAGGGUUUAAUAGCGGGAACCAGGUUACUGAGGUUUCCGGCCCAAACCCACUCCCGUUUCCCGGGAUAAAUAACUGAGAAACCAGUCAAUUAUAAUAAAUUAUUUAUAUGAACAGCUUGAAGUGAAAUAGAACUGUUAAAUUAUAUGCAAUGUCCAAAUCUGUCUUUACGGCUUCCUCUGCUCUGCUAUCUGCAUGAUCAAUCAUCAACACUCAGGGUGGGGACAGACAGCGCAUCUCAUAUGGAGUGCAGUUCACAAUGCAUGUAUCAUCUCAUCAGCAGGCCAUCGUUUUGAGGAUGUCCCUGGGGUACGGAGACACCUGGUCAGAAAGAGCACCAAAGGCCAAGUGGUGCAUGUCGGCAAGGACCACAAGGAGCCCUGCACACGCAGCCAAAAAAAGGACCGGACCCCACAUGAGGUGUUUGUGGAGCUGAACGAGCUUAUCAUGGAUAAGAACCAGGAGAUGCAGUGGCGGGAGACGGCCCGUUGGAUCAAGUUUGAGGAGGACGUGGAGGAGGAGACGGACCGCUGGGGCAAACCCCACGUGGCCUCGCUCUCCUUCCGCAGCCUGUUGGAGCUCCGCAAGACCAUCUCCCACGGGGCGGUGUUGUUGGACCUGGACCAGAAGACCUUGCCUGGCAUUGCCCACCAGGUGGUAGAGCAGAUGAUCAUCUCAGACCAGAUCAAGGCUGAGGACCGCGCAAAUGUGCUCCGAGCCCUGCUGCUCAAACACAGUCACCCAAGCGAUGAGAAGGAGCACAGCCACAACCCCUUCCCCAGGAACAUCUCGGCGGCCAGCCUGGGCAACCUGCUGCCCCAGCAACACAGCUCCAACCACAUCCACCAUCCAGAGCCCUCCGUUACAGACCCCCUCAUGGGCUCGGCCAGCACAGGGGAGCAGGAGACACGUAUCGACAUGGAGAAGAACGACCUGCAGCAGAAGGAGUCUACUCCAAAUAUCGGCAUACACAGGUCGAAGUCCAAGCAUGAGCUCAAGCUGCUGGAGAAGAUUCCAGAGAAUGCUGAGGCCACUGUUGUCCUUGUGGGCAGCGUUGACUUCCUGGAGCAGCCCACCAUGGCCUUUGUGCGGCUGCAGGAGGCGGAGGAGCUAGACUCUGUCCUGGAGGUCCCAGUGCCAGUCAGGUUCAUCUUUGUCCUGCUGGGUCCCCCCAGCACCAACAUGGACUACCACCAAAUCGGACGCUCCAUCUCCACACUCAUGUCUGACAAGCACUUCCAUGAGUCGGCCUACCUGGCGGACGACCGCCAGGACCUGCUCAACGCCAUCAACGGCUUCCUGGACUGCAGCAUCGUUCUGCCCCCCUCCGAGAUGGGCGGUGAGGAGCUGCUACGCUCCGUGGCACGCUUCCAGAAGGAGAUGCUUCGCAAGCGGGAGGAGCAAGGAGCCCUGCUGGCCAAGGAGCCCAAGAGCCAGAAGGAAAAAGAGGCCCUCCUCUCGCCCGGGAAGCCGGGAGACGACCCCCUGCAGCGUACUGGACGCCCCUUCGGAGGCUUAAUCCGAGACGUGAAGCGCCGCUACCCAAAGUACGUGAGUGACUUCAAGGACGCGCUGAACGCCCAGUGCGCUGCAGCCAUCAUCUUCAUCUACUUCGCUGCCCUCUCCCCAGCCAUAACCUUCGGAGGCCUCCUGGGUGAGAAGACUGAGGGUCUGAUCGGUGUGUCUGAGCUGAUCGUGGCCACAGCUGUGCAGGGUGUUCUUUUCUGCCUCCUGGGGGCCCAACCGCUCCUGGUGGUGGGCUUCUCCGGACCCCUGCUCGUCUUUGAAGAGGCCUUCUACUCUUUCUGUAAGGGGAACGGGAUAGAGUACCUGACGGGCCGGGUGUGGAUUGGCUUCUGGCUCAUCGUCAUCGUGGUGACGACAGUGGCCUUGGAAGGUAGCUUCCUGGUCCGCUUUGUCUCACGCUUCACCCAGGAGAUCUUCUCCUUCCUCAUCUCGCUCAUCUUCAUCUUCGAGACCUUCUCCAAGAUAGGCAAGAUUUUCAUGGAGCACCCACUGCAGCGCUGUUACCUUGACAACAGCACGGCGGAGAAUGCAACGAUGGAGAAUAGCACCCUGGAGCUAUUGCUUGGCAACAGCACUAUUUCGGUGGUGUCGGUGAAGGUCCUAGGGGAACCCAACACAGCACUGCUCUCCCUUGUACUCAUGUCUGGAACCUUCUUCAUUGCAUUCUACCUGCGCAAGUUCAAAAACAGUGCCUUCUUCCCUGGCAAGCUCCGAAGGAUUAUUGGAGAUUUCGGGGUCCCCAUAGCCAUCCUCAUCAUGGUCCUAGUGGACUACAGUAUACGUGACACUUACACACAGAAACUGAGCGUGCCCAGUGGCUUCUCUGUGACCAGUCCUGAGAAGCGUGGCUGGGUGAUCAACCCCCUAGGCAUGUACACCCCGUUCCCCAUCUGGAUGAUGUUUGGCAGUGUGCUGCCCGCCCUGCUGGUCUUCAUCCUCAUCUUCAUGGAGACACAGAUCACCACUCUGAUAGUGAGUAAAAAGGAGCGGAUGCUGGUGAAGGGUUCUGGCUUCCACCUGGACCUGCUGGUGAUCGUAGUGCUGGGCGGCACCUCUGCCCUGUUCGGCCUGCCUUGGAUGGCCGCUGCCACUGUGCGCUCCGUAACGCACGCCAACGCCCUCACCGUCAUGAGUAAGGCGGUCGCCCCUGGCGACAAGCCCCGCAUCCAGGAGGUCAAGGAGCAGCGGGUUACAGGGUUGCUGGUGGCUAUCUUAGUAGGCCUUUCCAUAGUGAUCGGAGACCUGCUGCGUCAGAUCCCCAUUGCUGUGCUGUUUGGCAUCUUCCUCUACAUGGGCGUGAUGUCACUCAAUGGAAUCCAGUUCACCGAGCGCCUAAUGUUACUGCUGAUGCCCCCCAAGUACCACCCCGACCACACCUACGUCCGCAAGGUGAAAACGCUGCGGAUGCACCUGUACACACUGAUCCAGCUGGUGUGUCUGGCGGCGCUGUGGGCCGUCAUGUCAACCGUGGCCUCUCUGGCUUUCCCUUUCGUCCUCAUCCUCACCGUCCCCGUCAAGAUGUUCCUGUUGUCGCGCAUCUUCACCACCCGUGAGAUGCAGUGUCUGGAUGCUGAUGACGCAGAGCCCGUCUUUGACGAGCGAGAGGUCCAUGAUGAAUACUCAGAGAUGCACAUGCCUGUGUGACCCACACCAUAAUAUACCUACCAACCACUGUAUUCUUCUCUGUGUCCACACCAUUCUGCCAAUCAAUCAACCAGCCAAUGAAAUGCCUGCCCAAAGGAUCCACCAGCAAAGACCCUAUAUAUAUAUAUAUAUAUAUAUAUAUAUAUAUAUAAUUGACAGAUCCUCUGACCAUCAUUGAGCACUGUUGGUACUGGUUUCCAUUGCUUUAACCACACCUGACCAAAGGGUAAAGAUGUCGCAUGCAGGCUUUGGUCUUCUGAGACCCAGCUCUGUCAUGGAGGGGUUUAAGAUCACUCAUAACUCAUCUCAUUCACUGGGACAGAGUUCAAUUGGGUGACAUAAGUAGAUUCAACGUUCAGUCGUUCUCAUGAUGACACACAGCUGGAAAUGGGGACACAUAAGGGGGAACUUCCUGUCCUCUGAAGGGGUUAGGGGUCGUAACCCUUCAGAGAGCACUUUGUGGCAUUAGGUAUGAAUACAGACUGAAAGGUCCAAUCGGUUCAGCAUAUUUAUUUUGUUAAUCAUCCAUGUUUUAAAAUAUUUCAACAUAUUUGCCUUUUUGGGGGGGGGGUUCAGGGGUUCAAAUCCAGUUGUGUGUUUAUAGAUGUGUAUUUUCAAGGUUUAUUCCAGUGACUGUGUAUGGUAGGUAGUUUAGUACACAAUGAUUCAUUUUUCAACCCUAACAGGUUGUGCUGAUUCACAUUGAAUGUGCGGAGGAUUAUAUAUGGGAUACAUUCCUUGAGUCAAUAUAUUUAACAUAUUGUGCUUUCACUUUGUAUGUUUAGCUCUUUUAGCUCACUAAGCGCCUUAUGAAGGACAUGAUGACUGGACAGAGAAACCUAAUUAUGUUGCUUUUGUUUUUAACAGCUGUUCCUUCAAGAGCACCUCUAAGCCCUCUGCACUUUUUAAGGCAUAAUAUUGAAUGUUUUAUAUUUUACUUAGUGUCUAUCAAACACUAUGCUGUGUAUUUUUGUAAAAAAAAAUGUAAGAUGCCUUAGAUUUUUCUCUCCCGGCAAUUCCAUUAGCUAAAAAGGAAGGCGUGUGAUUUUAUGUUUCCAAACGAUUGCAAAGGGGACACAAACUGCUCCAACCUCAGACUGAUAUUAAGGUAGUGUUAGCCCGGUGGUUUUACCAAUAGUCAUUACAACACUGCUCAGCAGUCUUGUGAAGUCGUGAUGAAAUGAAAUGUGCCUAUCUAUGUUAUUGUGUAGUUUAUUUCCUUUCAUCCAUUCAUCAUCCUCCUCUAGUGUUUAUGCUGCCAUUGUGGUGGCUAAAGUUUACCAGCAGAGGGAGACGAAAUGUAACCAAAGUACACAUUGUAGUACCAAAUUAUUUUAAAGUACUGUACUGAAUGUGAAAUAACUCCCCAAUCAUUUCUUUUUCGUUAGCAUUUCCUCCAUAAAAGCUGAAAUGGGAUCACAUCUCUCAAGUGCUACACAAUCUCAAGACCUUUCUGAAGUACUGUCUAUAUACACUAAACAUUGUGAUACUUUCGCCAAGUACAGUAAACUUCUUGUAGUAUUGUUCUAAUAAGGACCAAAUAUGUGAAACUAAACAGCUCAUCUAAAGUAUAUACUGCUGAAUUCCUUUCUGAAAGUUAUCGACAUGCAUCUAUUGGGCACACCUUCACCUUUUGCAUUCUCACUGUGUAUGUUAAAGUGGUCUACCUACCAGCAUAAAGCUAGUCAGUAUUUUUUUGGGGGGGCACUAAUCUAUUUGUCUUUUCCUGUGUGUGAGUGGUUUUAUUUCUUACCAAAUCUUGGCCAUUUAAAACGUUUCAAGUUUGGUCAGAACUAUCAAAUGUGGGUGUUAUCACACCUGUUACUUGCCACCAGGUUUAUGAUGUUUCCGAGGUGGGCAAAGUGGUUCAGCGGGUCAAGACCAUUCUCUCACAACAUUUCAUUUUAAUUUUUUUUUUUUUGAUUUCAAGUAGUAUUAGUGAUUAUUAUAAAAAUUAUCCAAAGUUUUUAGAUAGAAGCAAAUGCGUUGUCUAAAAUUCCUAAAUGAUACUGUCGACAAAAUUUCUGUGUAGGCAACCUCUUUAGUGUCACCCAUGCCAGGGUAAUCUCUUGUGGAAAGACUACGUAAACAUAAAUCGUACUGUAGAUCUGUCAUGAUAGAACUGGAUGUGUGAGAUCUGCAGCAUUAGUUCCAGUGCUUGGGUUUUUUGUCACUGGUUAUUUGGACAAAUCCUGAUUUUUGCAAGGCGUUAGCAUAUUUCGGAUGGAGCAGGGACUUUUGGCUCAUAUACUUGCCUGUAACUUGCAAAGAGAAAGGGUAGAGUUCUUUUGUUUUCGGUUCUGAUCCUCGUUCUAUCUCUUCUCUUAACACUUAUGGACCCAGAUCUUAAUUGAACAUCUGACCAAUUACGCACGUCUUAAGUUCUGGGUUUACUAAGAUUGAUGCCAGGGGAAUGGCUUGAAGCCUUUUUAAAGAUGUUGUUUCUAAUAUAUACAGAUGUCUGGAGUUAGACCUAUGAAUAUACUUUUUUUUUUACCUGAAAUGCAGUCAUUGAUUGUGAAGACUGGACCUCAUGUCUGUAUUUUGUUCUUUCUUGCCUCUUUAUUGUUUCUCAAGCAAGGGGGAGGCCGAAGACCUCACUAAUCCCCUUCAGACCAACUCCUUAACCUUUUUUUUAAAAAUCCUUUAGUGUGUGUACUUUACUGUAUUUAUACUUAGGAUAUUGCCUUUCAACAGUAAAAGUUCAAAAAUGUCUCUUUCUGUGCACCUCAACUAAGCUAUACUUGGCUCCAUAUUCCCACGGUCUAUGGCUACAGGCAGCCCAACUCUGAUCUUUUGUUCAACUAUUGGCAAAAGAGCUGAUCUGAUUGGUCAAAAGACCAAUAAGUGGAAAAAAUAUCAGAAUCCGGCUGCCGGUGUAAACGCAUUCGAAGUCCUUUAUUUGUGCCUGAAUUGAUCUACAGCUGCACGUGAAUGUAUACGAUAUGUGAUUGUGUCAUUUAUCACCUGAAUCCGUCAUAGCCGUCAUAUAUAUUUUUUCCAGUAUGUCACUCAAGUUCAAUUUGUUUUCACUUUUAGAAUGCCCAUAGAUCAAGGCCUGCAUUCACAACACGUCUCAGAGUAGGAGUGAUGAUGGGAUCAGAUUUCCAUUUUAGAUCCUACUGAAUAAGAUAUGAACAGAGGGGAUCUGAUCCUAGCACUCCUACUCACUCUUCAUGAAUACAGGUCCUGAUCCCUCGCAUGUAUUGCAAUGUGGCACUAUGUGUUUUGAGUGUUUGAAGGGUGUUGUGCAGAUGUUUUGAAAGAUGUUGCAGUAAUUGAUGACCAUGGACAAAAUGGUGGUGUGCAAAAUAAGUUGUUGUUUUUUUUUAAUGGAAAACGGUAUGGAUGGAGGGAAUGUGUUCUGUACAUGAUUGUCAGUGCCCAAGGAAACAUUGCUAUAAUGCAGUUCCAUUUUAAAAGAAACACAAAGCAUUCUGGGUGUUCAUUGCUUAUGUUUAGUGUACAUACACUACCGGUCAAAAGUUUUAGAACACCUACUCAUUCAAGUGUUUUUCAAGUUAUCUUUAUUUUCACUAUUUUCUACAUUGUAGAAUAAUAUUGAAGACAUAAAAACUAUGAAGUAACACGUGGAAUCAUAUACUAACCAAAAGUGUUAAACAAAUCAAAAGAUUUGUCAAAUAGCCACCCUUUGCCUUGAUGACAGCUUUACACACUCUUGGCAUUCUCUCAACCAGCUAUACCUGGAAUGCUUUUCCAACAGUCUUGAAGGGGUUCCCACAUGCUGAGCACUUGUUGGCUGCUUUUCCAUUCACUCUGCUCCGACUCAUCCCAAACUAUCUCAAUUUGGUUGAGGUCGGGGGAUUGUGGAGGCCAGGUCAUCUGAUGCAUCACUCUCCUUCUUGGUCAAAUAGCGCUUACACAGCCUGGAAGUGUGUUGGGUCAUUGUCCUGUUGAAAAACAAAUGAUAGUCCCACUAAGCCCAAAACAGAUGGAAUGGUGUAUUGCUGCAGAAAUGUAUUUUGAUCUAACACUUUUUUGGUUACUACAUGAUUCCAUAUGUUAUUUCAUAGUUUAGUAAAAAAUAUAAAAAAAUUAAUUAAAAAAUUUAACUUUUGACCGGUAGUUUAAAUAGUUAAAAUAUUGAUGACCAAUAAAUAAAGACCAAUUUCGAUUAAACAUCA